UACGGUGAAUAAUGCGAUAGUCCGAGAUAGUCUCGGACUGUGAAACAAAAGGUGUUUUAUUUUUGCUCGUUGAGAAGAAGAGGUGCGAUUGUAUUUCUGUUAAUUCAAUAAGUCACUCGACGUCUAAUAAAUGAUGUUCAGAUUAAAUUGUUGCAUUGUGUUUGGGAUCAUAUAAAUAAGUCGUGAGCAAGUUUUUAGAUUGAAUCAAGUUGUUUGUUUGGUGGUAGUAGUGAAAUAAUGAAAAUCUUUGUCUUCUCGUUAUUGCUAUUACGAUAUGCCGUAUGCAAAUCUGAGAAUGUAAAGUUGUGAGAAUGAGAUGAGUUUGAGGACUGAGAGGUUAAUAUGCAGAUUGAGAAAUCGCUGCUGCUGGUUGGAGAAGAUUGGAAUUUGCAAUCGUUACAUGUGUGGCGUUUAAAUAUUUGCAUUACAUAAAUUUCUUGAGUUGUAAGUUGAAACCUCCUCCCACUCCACAGCCCCACCCACCAAAAUGUUCCGUCGGCUAUUCAAAUCCAACCCUAGCAGUAGUACAAGUCUAAAUUCUUCCUCCUCGUCGUCCACGUCACUUUCUCCCGGUCAUGAGUCGGACAUCUUUGCCGUAAACGAUGGCGUCGUCACCCCCUCCACCGCAGAGACUGAUCUUCUCAACAAUGAGACUAACAACAACCUUCCAGAAGAAGAAGGAGGAAAGCCAUACUUUCUCCAAGACCCCACAGCCAAAAGGAAUAAAAAGAAAGCUAGAAAGAUGGACAAGCUAUUAACCAUUUCAUCCGAAACUGAACGGUACUUUUCAUCCGAAGAGUCCUUGGACCCCAACAGUCUCCAUGAACGCGCCCCCAUGGAAGGAGAUGACCCCGACAUGGUCAUUAUCGACACCACGGAGAAAGCAGCAGCAGCAGCUCAGUGCGCAGAUCGAGAGAAAGUAGUUGACUCACUUUCACCAAUCUCAACAUUUCCCUGCCUACCAGAAAAUGUUAUUGGGAAACAUCAACAAUAUGACUUUCACCCAUCUGAUCGUCAUGUAGUAGAAACUCCACCUAUUACCACUUCCUCCUCAGCAGCAAAGGGAGAAACUGGUACAAAAUGUAACCUCGUCGAAUUAACUCCGCUUAAUUAUGCGCACAACAAAACUUUAAUUGAAGACGAGGACGACGAGCUAGGAGAAAGUGAGUUGUGCUCGUGCAGCAGUGGUGAAAGUGGUUCCAUAAAUCUUAAAGUUUAUCGGUUACGGGACGAAGAUUGUAAAAAUUCAACGUUUGAAGAUUCCGUAUUUCUUCCUGAUAAUUCUCUAAAUUUGGGACACGUCGCGUCUCCACCGGAAUUAUUAUCGUCUGCAACGUCACGUGGUUCAUCAACCCCACCCACGUCGCAAGAUUCAUCUUCUGAAACAAGGCCUAAAUUCAGGCAUAAACUUGAAAUUUGUCAAUUGCCAUCGUUUGCUUUGUCGACUUCGUCAAUAUCAGAUCGUCCCUCGAGCAGAAAUACGACGCCUGAAGUAAAAGACGAAUUUAAUGAUUGGCAAUUCUGGAGGAAUGAGUUUCUAGAUAUUCAAACGACUGAUGUGAAUGGAAAUAUUCUAAAUUGUGAUAAACCACAUCAAAAAAAUAACAAAUGUGUCGACAAGAAUCAAGUGGUGCAGUCGCAAUCAAUAACGAGUUCUAGCAGACAGAGUGGCAGGCACGAUGGGCACUAUUACUACCUCAUCCCAUGCGUCGAGUGUGUAAAAGCGAGAGAGAUUUUGACCACGGUAGCCAAUCACUCAGACGGUACUGGUGGUAAAGCAUGGGUCAAAAAGAGGAAUCCUUCCAUAAUCACCGUGCAAGAAAAUCACCCCUCAUUCUGCGGUCAUCGGAGAACUUUGGCGAGAACGACGAGGGAACACGUGUUUAACACCUUUCUUACGAAUAAUAGUGAGAAUAAUAGUGAGACUGAGCUGGUCUCGCUUUUUCCAAGAUUAAUCAUGGGGAAUCAGGCUGGGAAAGAGGGCAAGGACAAGGGGAAGGGAAAAGAUAAGCCAAGCAUCAAGGGAAAGUCUGAUAAGGAGAAGAAAACUCAGCAAUCCGUGAUUACAACAACGACGACGGGAACGGGGCCGACGCCUGGAAAAAGUUUAAAAAAUAGGCCAGCACCAGCCCCACCGGUGGGAAAGGCAGGAGUGCCCGAAGGGAAAACACCUUCCGGAGUGGUACCAGAAGUCCAUCUGAGCAUAGUCAAUGAUGACGAUGAUUGUUGUGAGGAUGAAAAAAAUCAUCGAAAUUUCGGCGACGACGAAUUCGACCAAGACUUAUCCGAAGCGGAUUCUUCCCUCACAGUAGCCGACACUUAUCGAACCGCUGCCACUGACGGAAUCACUGGAACUGAGAGUUACCACACCGCGUUGGGACUCGGGGUAUGGAAUUACGACGAUGAUGAUGACACGCUCAGAAACCAAAGUGAUCAACUCAGCAUAGAUUCCUUCGAGUUGACAAUGCCUACGGCUGAGAGUAAUGGAAAUCUCGUGUUUGACGAGGAGGACGAUGCGAGCAGAGCGUUCGGUGCACUACCGGAGAUUAUUCCACAAAGACCUCAACGAGGGAUGACCACUUCGUUUACGUUGACAAGGAAGAGAAAGGUCGAACUGUCCUCGAUUUCAUCUCCGGAGGAUGAAUUGCCACCCACUUCCGGUUUCGGGGGGAGGAAAGAUUCCACCGUUAGCGAGCAGUGUUUGACAGGAAAUGAGCACGAACUUGUCGGCGUUGGAAUCAAUUGUGUCCCACCACGGCGAUACGCAUCCGUCUCAGAUGUUCCUCCUCCAGAGUCGAAUGUUCUCCGAAAAGUCGCAAGUCUCACCCUCGCGGAACAACAACACCUCCAAAAAAAUGCUUCCAGACCAAAAUAUAUUCCAGAGAAACUGGAUUUUAAAUCGUACGAAAAGUUCGAAGGCAUUAUGCUCAUCAAUUGGUUCAUGUCGUCAUCGCCGUCGAGUCACGAGGGUAACAAGGACACCACUUCAUCCGCAUCGUCGGAUCUCAGACUGCUGGCAAACAAUUUUUGCACAAUGUUGCUCGCUGCGGGGGUGGUGAAGCAGAUCGAGGAUUCUUCGACAUCCCUGGAUCCUAUUUUCAGAACGGAUUUAAUGUACGUUUGGGCCCACUCGGAGGCAGUAUCAGGCGGACAAAUACCUGGAAAAUUGCCCCCAGUCCAAUGGCCCCCUAGUAAUAAUUCAGCUUCAGUAGGGACGACGCCACCAUCGAAAGCAGGGGCAAAAUAUACGGAAGCAGGAGGGGAUGGAACAGAGGGUGGUGAUUCUACGACUAACUAUGUUGGUGGUGGUGCGAAUAGAACGUUAUCUCCAGAACAUUUACCUAAACCGGGAAUCGUACCCGAAACGGUCUCUCAUUUCGAGAGCGAAAUUGAUCUCACGAGAGAUGACCAAGAUUCCAAAGAAUUUCAAAGUGCACUGUCUGGUCUGAAACGCGAGCACAAAGAGGUACUGGAAAAGAAGGAAAACGCUCAUGAAAUAAAUUUGUUCUCCGUUCGAGGAGAAACUGCACAACUUUUGGAGAAAUAUGCGAAGCGGAUCGAGGAGCUUGAACAAGAAGUGGACAAAUUAAAAACCUUGCAGGAUAUUCAGAACCUUAAUCAACAACUUGACCAGGAUUUUAAGCCGACUUCCGCUCCUGCACCGCCACCCCCGCCGCCUCCUCCACCCCCACCGGCUUCCUGUGGCCCACCUCCUCCUCCUCCACCCCCACUUCCGCCAGCUUCAUGCGGUCCACCCCCACCUCCACUCCCCCCGAGUUCGGGUGGGCAACCUCCUCCUUACGUUCCUCCACCUCCUCCUCCUCCUGGCCCUCCUCCACCAAUGUCAGGUUCGUUUGGAGGCCCUCCUCCUCCCCCUCUGCCUGGUGGACCACCACCACCCCCACUUCCCGGUGGUGGUAGUAGUUCCACAGGUCCUUGCCCUUUGCCACCGCCCCCAAUGGUCGUUAAACAAGAAGUGAGAAAAAAACCGAUCACACCUUCAGUUCCAAUGAAACCUCUCUACUGGAAGCGAAUCCAAAUCAAGGAGGCGACCCCGUUCCCAAUCACAGUUGUACCCACGCCUGAAAUCUCGAGGAUUUACGGUGGAAACAUUGCUGACGUGCUCGACACAGCCAAACCAUCCAAAGUUUGGGAGAAACUUGACGAAGUUCCCGUUCCAAGCUGGGACGAUUUCCACAAACUGUUCUCACGCCAAGUUGUAGAAAAGAAAAUUACUAAAAAAGUUGAAGUUAAACCGGCGAAAUUGCAGUCAAUAAAAAUUCUGGACAGCAAACGGUCACAAAAUGUGGGAAUUCUAAUCAAGAGUCUCAACCUGGAUAUUGAACAUGUUAAACAAGCUAUUUUCGAAUUUGAUUUGUCUGUCAUUAAUUCGGAAGUUUUGGAAAAAAUUCUAGAAAUUAGAGCCACUCCCGAUGAAUCUGAAGCUCUAAAGGGUUCCGUCGAAUCAUGCCCUGAUGUACCUCUAGACAAACCGGACCAAUUCCUUUUCGACCUCCUUUCCAUCCCAAAUUAUGAGACGCGCAUUAAAUCUUUGACCUUUCAAUGUUCAUAUUUCGAAUCUCUCUCGGCUGUUGAGGGCAAAUUAAGCAAUUUAGCACUCGUCUGUGAACAACUCACGGCGUCCAAAGACCUCCAAAAAUUACUCGCCUUAAUCCUAACUUAUGGAAAUUAUAUGAAUGGUGGGAAUUGGGAGCGAGGUCAGGCCGAUGGAUUCAAGCUAGAAAUCUUGCCUAAAUUGAAAGAGACCAAGGCCAAUGAAAAUAAUUUCACCUUUCUCCAUUUCAUCGUGAUGAAGUACAUUGAGGUCGAAGGUGUAUUAAGCAGGGAGAAUCCAGAGGAUGCCAAGCUCCCAGUUCCCGAGCCUUCUGACAUUGAAAAGGCAUCAUGCUCAAACUUUGACGAAAUUGAGAGAGAAAUUAAAAGCUUGACGACGGAAUUGGAACUGUGUGAGCGUAGGAUGCAAACUGUGAUCGAUACCUCAACGCCUGAACAUUUGGAACCCUUUAAGGCUAAAAUGACCUCGUUUGUCGAACAAGCUAAACACAAGUCGAAGGAGGUCGAGGAGACGUUUCACGACACGAAAUUGAAGUUUACAAAUACCAUGAUAUUCUUUGACUUUAUUCCGACCAAGAAAGACGGCCCAGUUCAAGAAUUCUUCUCCACCUGGACCCCGUUCUGUAAUGACUUUAAGACCAUUUGGAGGAAUGAACAACAAAGGCUGUUAAAAGAAAAGUUAAAAGAGGCAGAGAAAAUUGUCAAGCAAAAGCGCAGUCUUCUCUCGAAUAUCAUCGUCAAAAAGCCGAGAGCUAGUAUGGGACUGAAAGAGAAAUUAUUAAAAAAGAAAAAGGAAUCGUGCAAAGAUUAACCCGCAUGGAUACUCAAUACUCAUCAUUGUUAUUGAUAAUAACUUAUUAUUUUACAAGCUUUAACUAUUUAUCAGGAAGGAAAGUAAGAAAAAAGUUAUUGUUAAAACCCACCUCGGUCUAAACAGGGCCUAAAUGACUUUUAAUUAAUUAAAUUUAGUAAGAGAACGUCGUUAAAAGAUAUUCGAGCAUCUAAAAACUAUGUGUGUAGAUCACACAUGUAACUUUUGCUUCGCGAUCCGAUCCACGAUCCGAUCCACCUGAACGGAAAUUACCGCGAUCCGAUCCACGAUCCGAUCCACCUCGAUGGAAGAUUCUCUUGUCUUCUAUUAUUCAUUUCAAGCACUUAUGUAACACGAUUUUAAGAAUGAAGCAAAGUGCAUGAGAGAUUGAUUGUAGUUUGUUGGCCAUAUAAUAUAUUAUGAAAAGUCGAUUUAUGGUGGUUUAAUAGUAUAAACUUGUGAUAUUUUAUUUAAAUUACAAAAAAGUGCUUUAAAUAAAAACAGAGAUAUAGAGAGAUUUAUGUAAUCUACGCAAUUUCAUGGAAAAAAGUAAUAAAUUAUUGGCGAACCGAAGA
This is a messenger RNA of Folsomia candida, 5961 nucleotides long. It is a transcript of the gene capu, whose product is annotated as protein cappuccino. Bases 488 to 5386 code for a protein of 1632 amino acids. The record is from RefSeq and is a predicted model, not a curated record. Gene Ontology annotation, cellular component: cytoskeleton; actin filament; cytoplasm. Gene Ontology annotation, biological process: actin filament network formation; cortical actin cytoskeleton organization; actin nucleation. Lineage: Eukaryota; Metazoa; Arthropoda; Collembola; Entomobryomorpha; Isotomidae. The transcript has 20 exons. Gene Ontology annotation, molecular function: actin filament binding; microtubule binding.